CGCUGGUACCCUUCUUUUCGCUCUUCCCGACUCGUCGCAUGUUCACCUUCACAACUGCUUCCUCCAUCUAUUCCAUGCCUAAUCAACAGGUCUCUUUCCCCAACCUUUGCGGAGUCUGAAGAAUUCGUUCAACAGUCACAAUGUCUGCCACUACGCGAGCCGUGGGGCAGUCAGGCCGGCGCUAUCUAGUUGAGCGGAUUCUCCAGGACAAGCACAUGCCGCACGGUCUUGGGCGUGUUUAUCUGGCUUUGUCAGACAAUCAGAAAUACGUACUGAAAAAACUCAGCGCGACGAGAUAUGCGUACCUGGAACCUUUGUACGACGACGUUCGUAGCUCUCCCUACGUCCGUGUAGCCGCAGACGCCAUUCCUGACGAAUCCAUGUUUGCAUAUACCUACUUUAGAGGUCACCUUCUUGGGUUUACCGACAAGGACGUUCCACUUUCUAUCACAAAGCAGAUUUUGAAGGACGCCCUUCGCGGCAUUGCAGCACUACACCAUAAAGAUAUUGUCCACACUGAUAUUAAACCGGAUAAUAUUAUGAUCAACUGGACUGAGAAGAACGACGGCACUAUUAUUAUUGAUAGGGUACAGGUAGCAGAUCUUGAGGACUCUGCCUACGUCCCACCGGACUGUGAUAUUAUUGGAAGACAAGUUGGAAACUGGAUGUGGCGAAGUCCAGAAGCACAUGCGUCUGGUGCGGUGCAGAAGCCAACAGACAUAUUCUCUUUUGGCAUUGUUUGUAUCUAUGCUAUUACAAAGCAUAUAAUAUUUGCUGUCACUGAUGAGGAACUAAAUGAAGGAGAGGAGAAACUGGCUGUCGUUCUCGAACGCCAGGUCUCUUAUUUCGGCGACAUAGAGGGAAUGACUGGGUUGCUUGAGCAUCUUAAGGACAACCCUUGGGUCGGCCUGUAUACCCUGAUACUGCAAGCAUUUGGCAAAGAAAAUCGUCCUAUGCAGCCAAUUGAACGCUGGGAAAUGCUUGAGCCAGACUUCAAGGAUCUAGUCAAACGAAUGACGAGCAUGGAUCCUGGACGACGGCUGACUGCUUAUGAGGCUCUAGCGCACCCUUGGUUUGCAGAUGUUCCUUGAUAGAUUAGUAGAUGGCUACCUAGCUAGGCCCAAUAUGUACAAUUGGAAUCUAAGUGUACAGCUUAUAAACCAGACAGCACUAUCAUGCACUUUACGUG
Messenger RNA from Cucurbitaria berberidis CBS 394.84, 1189 nucleotides. Its product is annotated as kinase-like protein. Gene Ontology annotation, molecular function: ATP binding; protein kinase activity. Gene Ontology annotation, biological process: protein phosphorylation. NCBI's taxonomy places the organism in Eukaryota, Fungi, Ascomycota, Dothideomycetes, Pleosporales, Cucurbitariaceae. Bases 141 to 1091 code for a protein of 316 amino acids. The record is from RefSeq and is a predicted model, not a curated record. The transcript has 3 exons.